UUUAGACUCCAGUUCCUAUGUUAUGGUCAGUUUUAUCUAAAUACUCUAUGGAAGCGGACACAGACUGUGCACAAAAAUGAAAAUAUUUUUUAUAUUAGCUUGGGCGUUUGUGAUUUUUUCCAAAGAUGUUUUAAGUGCAGAAGAUAAAUGCCUAACUCCAAACAAGUCGAAUGGCACUUGUGUAGCAUUGCCACAAUGUUCAUCGUUAAGUAACGCCGAUCAGGAGUUUUUAAAGAAGAGCCAAUGUGGAUUUAUCUCAUCUACCCCAUAUGUGUGCUGUCCAGUCGACUUGCAACCAAUCACUCAGUCCCAGUUGAAUCAGACAGAAUCUCGGUUCGGUCUGCAAUCAUUAUUCAACGGACCAUCAUCGCUUUUCAAUCGGCCGAUGUCUUUAAUCAAUCAACUAUUGUCUCAAGUUAAUCAACCGUCGCGUGGAUUCGGUCAGGGAUCAUUCAAUGGAUUCAAUCAACCUUCAUCCGGCUUCAAUCAGCCUUCAUUUGGCUUCGAUCGUCCCUCAUCGGGCUUCAAUCGACCAUCAUCUUUAUUUGAUCAAAUAUCGACUGGAUUUAAUCGACCCUCGUCUGGCUUCGAUCGACCAUCAUCUGGCUUCGAUCGACCAUCAUCUGGCUUCGAUCAACCCUCAUCUGGCUUCGAGCGACCAUCAUCUGGCUUCGGUCAACCUUCGUCUGGUUUUGGCCAGCCAUCCAACGGAUUUAAUCAGCCUUCGUCUGGCUUCGAUCGACCAUCAUCUGGCUUCGAUCGACCAUCAUCUGGCUUCGAGCGACCAUCAUCUGGCUUCGAUCAACCUUCGUCUGGUUUUGGCCAGCCAUCCAACGGAUUUAAUCAGCCUUCGUCUGGCUUCGAUCGACCAUCAUCUGGUUUAGACCGACCAUCAUCUGGCUUUGAUCAAUCAUCACAAUCCACCUCAUCACGUUUUCCAGAAAGUAGUCUACCUAAACCAGGUACUUGUGGAACUGAAAUACUUGGCGACCGCAUCGUAGGUGGCAUGGAGACUGCGCUUGGUGAAUAUCCAUGGUUGGCACUGAUCGAGUACACGAGAAGUGGAUAUCAAGGUCAAUUUUUCUGUGGCGGAUCGCUUAUUAAUGAAAAAUACGUGUUGACUGCUGCGCAUUGCAUAAAAUCAAAAAGUGUGGUUCAAAGCCGAUUCAAGCCGACAUCAGUUCGAUUGGGUGAACAUGAUACGCGCACUGAAGUUGAUUGUGUUGAUGGUGACUGCGCUGAUCCAGCAAUCGAUGUGCCAAUCACUGAGAUUAUUGUACAUGAAAACUAUGCGCCCGACUCUCAAUUACAAAAUGAUGACAUCACAUUGUUGCGUCUUGGACGACAAGUUUCAUUUACCGAUUUCAUUCGGCCGAUUUGUCUUCCAAUUUCGCGCACGUUAAGAAGCCAAAACCUCGAUCGGUAUCCAUUGUUUACGAGCGGUUUUGGAAAGACUGAAAAAGGUUCGAAGAGCGAUGUGAAAUUAAAAGUUGAAGUGGAUGGUUUCAAUUGGGAUCGAUGCAAUGAACUAUACAGAAAAUCCACUGGCAUUCGUUUGAUUCAAUCACAAUUGUGCGCCGGCGGCAAAGAUGGCGAAGACAGUUGUCAGGGUGAUUCUGGUGGUCCAUUGAUGGGACUCGACAAAACCGCUCAGGUGCCAUACACUUAUUUGGCUGGCGUUGUAUCGUUCGGCUUAUCGAAAUGUGGAACACCAGACUUUCCAGGAGUCUAUACACGAGUCGACCAGUAUUUGGAUUGGAUUCUGAAUCAUAUGAAGCCUUAAGAUAACCACUCUUUUCAUGUGCUUUUGAACGAUUUUAAUUUGAUAAAGAGAAAUAAAUUGAGUAUUUUAUCGAUAAAUUGAA
This is a messenger RNA of Sitodiplosis mosellana (orange wheat blossom midge), 1865 nucleotides long. Its product is annotated as serine protease easter-like. The coding region runs from base 77 to 1783 and encodes 568 amino acids. Lineage: Eukaryota; Metazoa; Arthropoda; Insecta; Diptera; Cecidomyiidae. The transcript has 11 exons. Gene Ontology annotation, molecular function: serine-type endopeptidase activity. Gene Ontology annotation, biological process: proteolysis. The record is from RefSeq and is a predicted model, not a curated record.